Molecule: messenger RNA, 4559 nt
Organism: Talpa occidentalis (Iberian mole)
Lineage: Eukaryota; Metazoa; Chordata; Mammalia; Eulipotyphla; Talpidae
Gene: CA4
Product: carbonic anhydrase 4
Exons: 7
Coding region: 3394-4449 (351 amino acids)
Cellular component (GO): plasma membrane
Molecular function (GO): carbonate dehydratase activity; zinc ion binding
Source: RefSeq, a predicted model, not a curated record
UUCCCUUCCCGACCCCCGGAGCCUGGCGGGGGGCACUCGGGGACCCGAGGUCCCGGCAAAGCCGGUCUUUCCAGCCAGGGUGAUUUUCGUUUAAAGAUUAAUGGUGAGCCCGAGCUCUUAAUUAUUCCUCUAGGUGGGAGGUAGCAGCAGAGGCGUGUUAAUAUUUGAUAAGGCGCUGAAGGCCAUUGUAGCGGCUGGGCACCCGGCUCCGGCGGGCAUCGUCUCUGCCCUCUCCUCUGCAAGCCUCCCGGGAUCACCCCAUUUGCUCGUCCCCGGAUAGAUAGCCCUUCCAAGGUCUUUGGGGCGCGCAGGGCCAAAUGUCCUCUCCAGGGUUAAAACACCUUCCUUGGAGUGGUGGCUGAGGGGUGAGGGUCCCUCAGCUGCAGGGAGGGAGUGUGCCUUAGCCCGGACUAAGUGGCUCCUAGGGGGUAAGGAAUUGAGGGGCAUCUUGCAGCAACUCCAGAUCUUUCCUAGGAGGGGAGGAAAGAGAAAAGGGAGACGUUAAAAAAAAAAAAGAAAGAGAAAGAAAAGAAAACAGAAAAAUGUACUUGGAGGAUUGGGUGAUGGAAACAUCCUCAACAUCUGGAUUUAGAGAAACACCUUUGCGAUUAAUAUAGCUGGGUUGUAGCUGCGUAGCCUUGGGGUAAGUCACUUAAUCUCAGUUCUCUCACGUACAAAACAGGGAUAAGAGUUCUGACUUCAGGUGUUAUUUUGAAGAUUUAGAUAAGAUAGUGGGUGUAAGUGCUUCUCCAAGUGCCAGAGUAGCACACUCAGAUGCGGCAGAGGUCACGGCCGGGAUGACUAUCUCUGGCCAGCAGUCUCUGGCCUCGUGCAAUCUGCUCCUCUUCAGAGCUGGGCUUUCUGACUGGCAGCUGGAAGAGAUCCGCGGUCCUUCCUCCGCCCAUUUCACCCCCCAGGGAGCCUGAGGCUGGAGAACCACCAGGCUGUACCCAGAAGUCCCCCAAGCGUCCCUCUGCCUCAGACAUAGGAGGAGGGGAGAGGAUGGUCAGUCCCUUCAGAGCCCAGGACCCCUGGCCAGGAGUUGCUGAGACUUUGCCCAGGGCAUACUUGGGUUUUGCUGAGUUGGUUUUCAGGACCUCUCCCUCCCCCUGGAGUGGGAGGGUGGGGUGAGCAAGGUCCAUCAGUGUAAACGUCUUCAGUCGGCUCUGAAGAAGGGGGAUGGAGGGGGAUGUUACUGGGUGGCUCCUGAUGGUUGUUCGAGCUCUCACUCCACCCCUGGUCUGGGCAGGGGGACUAGGUAGAACCCGAGCUUGCAGUGGGGAUCUACGGGUCGCCCCUGUCCUUCCAGGCUCUCUUGGAUGUGGACUGGUAACUACCUGCAAGGGCAGACGGUUAUGUUACCCUGCCACCCUUUGCCAGAAAACCAGCCUCUUACCAUCACAUUGAUCUGACCCCUGGCCCUGUCUUUGUCAAUGUGAAGUUUUCCUGAUUCCUGUCUUGUGAAGAAGGUAGUUACAAGUGCAUUCAGCUAAGCGGGUCAAAAGUCUCCGUGAUUAAGACAGUGGAUCAGAGGUCACCAUUACAAACCCAGGAGCCGUGGCAGAGACAGGAAAGAGCACAUUCCUAAGAAAAGCUCAGCCUGGACCAUAUGGGCCGUGGGGAGGCUGAGUGGGGGUUCCACCCUUCAGAGCCGCCUCCCAGGGACUCUGACUUAUGCAAAGCUUUCCCUGGAAUGGCUUCUUCUGGGGCCUCCAGUCCAGAGGAGGACCCGGCUCGACCAUGGAGGCCCCUUCUAUCUUUGGGUCCUCUGAGAGGUGAAGACACCUCAAGGGAGGAUUGUAUCACACAAGGAGCAUUUCUCAGUGCAAAGGACAUUUUAUUAGUUGUCUCCUAAGCCCCUGGGUGUUUGGUGGCAGUUCCUUCUGUCUGAGGAAGAAUGUGGGCUCAGAAAAAUUAAUGAACUCUGCUGGAGAGAUUAGUGGAGAUUAAACAGAGGCAGAGCCAAGACUGAAGGCAAGUGAAUGGGCUCCUCUGGAGCUCUGCCCGCCUGCAGCGAGUGGGUGGGGGUGUCCAGGCCUGGGGACUGGCCAUUCUAGGAAGACUCUUCAGGGACUGUCAGUCUGGAAAAGCAGCAGCAUAGAUGAAGCCUCUGACCCAGAGCUGGGAAACUCAAAAACCCCGGGUGGUUCUGAGGUGCCCACAUGGCAGUGCCCUGUGGUGCCCACUUUCUUGUCCUCCAGUCCUCUUCCCUACUGAGAACCUGAUGGCCCCAAGGCUCCCUCCAGACCCGGUCUGCACUCUAGGGACCCCAGAGAAGGUCCUGGCAGCCCAAGGAGGAGCCGCCCUUCCCCUCCACCCACCCCCAAGCUCAGCAGCCACCUCAUACUGAGCAGAAGCUGUGCUUUUCUUAAGAAUUUCCUCAUCCGUGAGUUCUUUGUAACUUACUUCACUUCUCUCUGCCCUCCCUUCACUUUCAUCAUCUGUGCACUGACAAGAAACCAGAGGGAUGGAAGUGAGGGGAAGGGAAGGACUUGUCAGGGGCUUUGCUGAAUUCCACACUGCCUGAAUCCCUCUAUACCACCUCUCAUUUAAUCUUCUCUGCAGGCCGACGAGGUAGGUUCCAUUUUACAGAUGAUAAAACUGAGGCUCCAAGACAUGGAGUGACUUGCCCCGUACCCCCAGCUCCUAAGUGGGCCAGCCCUGGGUCAAAUGCUUUGUCCACUUGCUGGAACAAUCCCUUUCUUUUCCUUCUCUCAAUAGACCUUAAUGUCAGAGCAGGUUUAGGUUUACAGAAAAAUUGAGCAGAAAGCUGAGCCCCACGUACCCCUCUGCCCCUGCACUUGCAUUUGUGUGGCAGCUUCUUUGGAGAUGCUGGUUCUAAUCCUGAGGCAGAGCCAGGAUUAGAAUCUGAGUCUGUGGGGUCCAAAGACCAGGACGAGGGGGUGGCCGGGCAAGGAAAGAGGCCUGGCUCCUUCCCGAGGGCUCUGAGUCUAGCCAAGAACGGGGCUUAAUAACAUGAGCGGGUGUGUUCUGGGGCAGGGCCAGCCUGAUCUCCAUGGUUCCCAUCAACUCUGGGUGGCAACCAGGCUGUCCACCCUUCCCUGGGGUGGCACAGCUGGAAGCUAAAACCCCUCUUCUUCCCCUUUAUCCAGGGCCAGCUUCCAGGUUUGGGGGAGGGGGUGCAUGGAGGAAGGGGAGGCGGAUGAGUGGCAGGUGGAAAGUGAACAGCUCAAGCCCUGGGGAGAGCUGGUAGCCUCAGGGGCUGUCUGAGGCUGGCUGCUUGUCUGAGGGGAUAUUGCCCCGGGGCAAGAUGACCGGUUGAUUAACUAUGGCUCAGGGACAGCAAGACCUGGUGGCUUCUGUCACAUAAGUCCCCCAUCCUUACACUUCCUUACCUCUCCCGCCCCGGGGCCUCAGUCCCAGGCCCCAGGAAUGCGCUGUCCCCAUCCAACCAAUGGGGGCUCCGACUCCAGGAUAUUUCCUGCCUCUGGCCACCCCUGGGCACAAGAUACAGAGCUGCUUAUGUGCACAAACACAUGUGUUCAGAGUAGGUGGGCACAGACCCUGCACACGUAUGUGCUGGCCUCACACCCGUCUCUCUCAGCAACAGAGAAGUGGUGCUACGAGAUUCAAGCCAAGGCCUCCAACAACAGCUGCCCGGGGCCGGCCCAGUGGCCGGGGGACUGCCAGAAGACCCGCCAGUCCCCCAUCGACAUCGUCCCCGCCAAGACAGUGGUGAACCCAGGCCUGGGGUCCUUCUCCUUCUCCGGCUAUGACAAGAAAGAGAAGUGGCCGGUCUCAAACAAUGGGCACACAGUGAUGGUGUCGCUGUCCAGUGAUAUCACAAUCUCUGGGGGAGGCCUGGCCGCCCAGUACCGGGCCACGCAGCUGCACCUGCACUGGUCCGAGAAGCUGGGUAAUGGCUCGGAGCACAGCCUGAAUGGGAAGCACUUUGCCAUGGAGAUGCACAUAGUCCACGAGAAAGUAACAGGGACAUCAAAGAACAAGAAGGAAGUCCAGGACUCCAAAGAUGAUAUCGCGGUGCUGGCCUUCCUGGUGGAGGCUGGAUCCAAGAAUGAUGGCUUCCAGGCCCUGGUGGAUGUGUUGCCUGACGUCUCCAAGCCCCACAGUCAAACCACGAUGAAGAAGAGCAUCAGCCUGUUCGACCUGCUCCCGGAGAAGGAGAAGCUGGAGGCCUACUUCCGCUACCUGGGCUCGCUCACCACGCCCGGCUGCCAGGAGAAAGUCGUCUGGACUGUGUUUGAGGAGCCCAUUAAACUCCAGGAAGAGCAGAUCCUUGCGUUCUCCCAGCAUCUGUACUACGAUGAGCAGAAGAAAAUGGCCAUGACAGACAAUGUCAGGCCCCUGCAGCACCUGGGACAGCGCUCAGUGUUCAAGUCCCAGGCCCCAGGACAGCUGCUGUCCUUGCCCUUGACCACCCUGCUGGCCCCCACACUCGCCUACCUGACUGUUGGCUCCCUCCGAUGAUGGCUCGCUUCGGGACACUUGACCUCUGACUCCGCCCUCAGAGGACUUAGCCCUUGGUUCCUUAAGCUUCCAAGUUUUGAUUUUGAUUUGGUGAUUAAAAUAUGGGUAUA